AUGUGUGUGCUCUGGAGCUUCACUUAUGAACUAGACCUGCACAACAUGAGCCUUCUCCUAGCCUUGGAGCUGCUGCCGCUCCUGCUUGCGUUGCCACGCCUUUCUUGUGCCUCAAAUUCUACACAUUCUUCACUGGAUGGGCAAGCAGAGGCACUUCUCCAAUGGAAAACUAGCCUAAGCGAUUGGUCCAAUGAUCGCCUGGACUCAUGGACAAAGGGAAGCAACCCCUGUGACUGGGAUGGCGUUGCAUGCAGCAACGACGUGCUGCAUCGUGGCCGUGACCAGGGUGAUGCUGCCCUAGUUGUGUCCAACAUUUCGCUUGUGGGGUUUGCCCUUGUUGGCACAUUAGACAGGCUCCACUUUCCAAAUUUGCCCCAUCUUGUGUAUCUAGACCUUAGUGGCAACAUUCUCCAGGGCUCAAUCCCAUCAAGCAUUGGUGCUCUUGCCCAGCUCACUCACUUGGAUUUAUGCUGCAGCAUUCUCCAGGGCUCAAUCCCGUCUAGCAUUGGUGCUCUUUCCCAGCUCACUCACUUGGAUCUAUCCAACAAUGAAUUGAAUGGAUCUAUCCCAACAUCCCUAGAUUUGCCUCAUCUUGUCUAUUUGAACCUUGGUAACAACCACCUCUCGGGCGGAAUCCCUUCAAGCAUUGGGGCUCUUGCGGAGCUCACAUACUUGGAUCUGUCCGUCAACGACCUGAACGGAUAUAUCCCACCUUCCAUAGGCAAUUACUUGCCCCAUCUUUUUUAUUUGGACCUCGGUCACAACUCUCUCUCGGGCCUAAUCCCAUCAAGCAUUGGUGCUCUAGCCAAGCUCGAAAACUUGGAUCUGUCCGGCAAUGACCUGAACGGAUCUAUCCCAACAUCCCUAGACUUGCCCCAUCUUGUCAAUUUGGAGCUCAGUUAUAACUCUCUCUCGGGCCUAAUCCCAUCAAGCAUUGGCGCUCUGGCCAAGCUCGAAAACUUGGAUCUGUCCGGUAAUGUCCUGACCGGAUCUGUCCCAACAUCCCUAGAUUUGCCCCAUCUUGUCUAUCUGAACCUUGGUAAUAACCUUCUCUCAGUCGGAAUCCUAUCAAGCAUUUGUGCUCUCGCCAAGUUGGAAUACUUGGAUCUAUCCUUUAGUAUUCUUAAUGGAUCUAUCCCGCCAUCCAUGGGUAAUUGUACAAAACUAGCCUAUCUUGAUCUCUCCCAUAAUUUUUUGUCACAAGGAUCCAUUGGAAGCAUAGGAAAUCUAACGAGUUUACAUUACCUAGAUCUUUCCCACAAUCAAAUAAAUGGUUUCUUCCCUUCGACCAUUUUUAAAUUAGCCUCUCUAACAACAUUGGCACUUGGAUCCAAUCAGCUUAAUGGUCUAUUACCACCAGAGUUAGGAUCACUUGUUCUUCUCUCAUAUCUGAAUCUUUCCAACAACCAGAUCACGGGUUCCAUUGGAAGCAUAGGAAAUCUAACGAGUUUACAUUACCUAGAUCUUUCCCACAAUCAAAUAAAUGGCUUCUUCCCUUCGACCAUUUUUAAAUUAGCCUCUCCAACAACACUGGCACUUGGAUCCAAUCAGCUUAAUGGUCUAUUACCACCAGAGUUAGGAUCACUUGUUCUUCUCUCAUAUCUGAAUCUUUCCAACAACCAGAUCACGGGUUCCAUUGGAAGCAUAGGAAAUCUAACAAGUUUAGAACUCUUGGAUCUUUCUAACAAUCAAAUAAAUGGUUCCAUCCCUCCAACCUUCUGGAAAUUGAUCUCUGUUACAACACUCUCACUUGAUUCCAAUCAGCUUAAUGGCCUAUUACCGCCAGAGUUAGGAUCUCUUGUUCCGCUCACAGAUCUGAACCUAAGUAGCAACCUGUUUCUAGGAAACAUUCCACCUGAGAUAAGACAUUGCCACCAUUUAUCAUCGUUACUCUUAUCAGACAAUUUAUUGACAGGAGAAAUACCACAAGAACUUGGAUAUCUCACCAAUCUAUAUCACCUAGAUUUGAGUAGAAACAAUUUAAAUGGUGCCAUCCCAACGACUUUUUCUGAUCUUACGCAACUGUAUAGACUGAAAUUAUCAUAUAACUAUUUGGCUGGCAGAGUUCCAUCUACCGCUGCAACAUUGAUCUCACUUGACCAUAAUAUGGAUUUAUGCGGCGAUUCCUAUGACCUAAAACUGUGUGAAACACCGAAGCUCGACAUGGAACACCUAAACAGAAAACAUUCACGUAUGGUACUUCUUGCGUUUUUUGCAUCCUUUUCCUUCGCUUGCCUCUCAAUAGCAAGCAUCUUGGUUGUUUGUCGGAGAAAAAAGUGUGUAAAAAGUAAAAGCAAAAGAAAGUCUGGAGAUAUACUUUCUAUAUGGAAUUUCGAUGGAAAGAUCGCAUUCGAAGACAUAACCGAUGCAACAGAAAAUUUCGAUGAGAAAUAUUGCAUUGGCAUUGGGGGCUAUGGAACUGUCUUCAGAGUUGAGCUUGAAGGCGGGGUUACCUUUGCCGUCAAGCUCCUGCAUUCAAUGGAAGAAUUCAGAGACGAGGAAACAUUUCACGCUGAGAUUGAAGUGUUGACGAAAAUUAGGCACCGAUGCAUCGUCAAGCUGUAUGGCUUCUGUUCACACUCCCAAUGCAAAUUCCUCGUGUACGACCUUAUCGAGAGGGGAAGCUUAUCAUCCAUUUUGCACGAGCAAGAGCUAGCAAAGGAACUGGACUGGUCAAAUAGAAUUGCUAUUGUGGCGGACGUAGCUCAAGCUCUCUCCUAUUUGCAUCAUGAUUGCGAUGAUCCUAUUGUACACCGGGACAUAAAAAACAGCAACAUUCUUCUGAACCAAGAUUAUAAAGCUUAUGUCUCGGACUUUGGCAUGGCGAGGAAGCUGAAGCAUGGUUGCUCAAGCUGGAGCACUAUCUUCGCAGGGACAUGUGGCUAUAUAGCCCCAGAAUUGUCAUCCACCAUGGUGUUGACUGAGAAGUGCGACGUGUACAGCUUCGGUGUGGUUGCGCUGGAAGUUGUGAUGGGAAAGCACCCAGGUGAUUUGCUCCUUCCGUUCUUCUGCCGAACAGAGCAGCCAGGGAAGUUCAACGAUAUCCUGGAUCAACGCGUCGCAGCGCCGUCAACUAUCAAUGAGGAGAAGGAUGUCAUUUUGGUUGCCUUGGUGGCCUUUGCUUGCCUGCAAGUCAAUCCUAAAGCCCGGCCAACAAUGCAGCAAGUAUAUCAGGCACUGACAAAUAGAAGCCGCUCAGCUUUCAUGCCCAGGCCCCUUCACGAAAUCAGCCUGCAAGACUUGCACGAUUAUUGCGUUAUCAUAAAGAAUACAUGA
Molecule: messenger RNA, 3276 nt
Organism: Triticum turgidum subsp. durum (durum wheat)
Lineage: Eukaryota; Viridiplantae; Streptophyta; Magnoliopsida; Poales; Poaceae
Source: the annotation of a GenBank genome assembly